Molecule: messenger RNA, 150 nt
Organism: Racocetra fulgida
Lineage: Eukaryota; Fungi; Glomeromycota; Glomeromycetes; Diversisporales; Gigasporaceae
Source: the annotation of a GenBank genome assembly
AUGUACCUUGUAGAUAAAGCUAUUGAAAUUAAUUUAGCUACUGAAAAUAAGUACGAAAAAUUCUUUGAUUUCAGUUCGUUUUUUGCAUCAGAAUUGUAUGGUCCAAGGUUGCAUGAAUUAGACAUAAUGAAUUAUGACGAUGAGGGAUGA